UCUGACGUCAGCGAAGCGUCGGCUCCGGUCGAGCAGUCUGUGUCGUUUCUCGGUAACUUUCGUCGGUUUGUCAGCGGCACAGAUGGAGGUGACGGUCACCAUGGACCCGCUGUUUCUGGCCUGGAGCAGCUGCAGGAGGCGGAAGUUCCAGAGAUGCUCGGACAUCUGCUCGAAGCUCCUGUCAGAAAGCCCGUAUGACCAGGCGGCGUGGAGCUUGAAGACGAGAGCUCUGACGGAGAUGGUGUACAUUGAUGAGGUGGAGGUGGAUCAGGAAGGCAUCGCUGAUAUGAUGUUGGACGAGAGCUCCAUCGCUCAGGUGGCACGUCCAGGAACAUCACUGAGGCUCCCAGGAACGAGUCAGGGAGGAGCGCCCACUCCAGCGGUCAGGCCGAUGACCCAGUCAGGGCGUCCCAUCACAGGGUUUGUGAGGCCCAGCACUCUCUCUGGUAGACCAGAAACUAUGGAGCAGGCCAUCAGAACGCCCCGCACGGCCAGCACGGCCCGACCCGUCACCAGUGCUUCCGGCAGAUUUGUCAGGAUGGGAACGGCUUCCAUGCUCACAAAUCCAGAUGGACCAUUCAUUAAUCUGUCUAGGUUAAACUUGGCAAAGUAUGCCAAGAGACCGAACUUGUCCAAGACCUUGUUUGAAUACGUCUUCCAUCAUGAAAACGAUGUAAAAAAUGCAUUAGAUCUGGCUGCUCUUGCCACAGAACAUGCUCAGUUCAAAGACUGGUGGUGGAAAGUACAGCUGGGAAAAUGCUAUUACAGAUUAGGUUUGCACCGUGAAGCCGAGAAGCAGUUCAGAUCAGCGCUCGCACACCAAGAAUUUGUUGAUACUCACCUCUACCUCGCAAAGGUGUAUCAGCGGCUCGAUCAGCCCAUCACCGCUCUGAAUGUGUUCAAGCAAGGCUUGGAUCACUUCCCUGCCGAGGUCACGCUGCUCACGGGAAUCGCGCGCAUUCAUGAGGAAAUGAAUAACAUGACCUCAGCCACAGAAUACUAUAAAGAAGUAUUAAAGCAGGACAACACACACGUGGAGGCCAUUGCCUGUAUUGGCAGUAAUCAUUUUUACACAGACCAGCCAGAGAUUGCCCUGCGCUUCUACAGGCGUUUGCUGCAGAUGGGGGUGUUCAACUGCCAGCUCUAUAACAAUCUAGGCCUGUGCUGUUUCUACGCUCAGCAGUAUGAUAUGACCCUGUCGUCCUUUGAGAGAGCUUUAGCCCUGGUGUCCAGUGAUGAGGAACAGGCCGAUAUCUGGUAUAAUCUGGGACACGUUGCAGUGGGCAUUGGUGACUUGACUCUGGCUUACCAAUGCUUUAAACUGGCUUUGGCUUUUAACAAUAACCACGGUGAAGCUUACAAUAACUUGGCCGUGUUGGAGCUACGGAAAGGCCGCAUCGAGCAGGCGAAAGCUUUUCUGCAGACGGCUGCUUCUUUGUCUCCUCACAUGUAUGAGCCGCAUUUUAACUUUGCCACGCUCUCUGAUAAGGUGGGCGAUCUUCAGAGUAGCUACAUGGCCGCUCAGAAGUCUGAGGAUGCGUUUCCUGAGCAUGUGGACACUCAGCAGAUCCUGAAAAACCUCAGACAGCAUUUUGCCACCCUAUGAGACGUCUCAACAGUUAUCACUGUUUAGGCAUAAAAAUGACCUGCAAGGAUUGUAGUUAUAUGUAGAUAUAUGUAUGUAUAGACAUACUCUUCCUGACAUUGCCCGAUUAUAAUUUGUAUGCUUAAUAAUAUAAAGGAUUGUAAAAAAAAAAAAAAAAAGCCUUUUUUUUUUUUUUUUUUUUUUUUUUACUGUUUAAUGUUACACAGCUCCAGCCCACUCCACUGUGGGUCCUUUUGAUGAAUUACAGGAAGUGCAGCUACUACUAAAAUCUCAAAAUGCUCUUUUAAUUUUAAUUUCAGUUAACUGCUGAAAGUAUGGGGUAGCAGUGCACACAUCCAGUGUUCAUAUCGAUUUCAUUUUAAGAUUACUUUGAACUUAAUGGAAAUACAUACUAGUAAACAUGAAUGGUGGACACCUAAGCUUCCACGAAGUGUGGUUAAAAACUCUAUACCCAUUGUUGCAAACUGUCACAACUCUCACAAAACUAAUAAAACGCCUGCAUCUUUGUAAACAUGCCCAAAACUUAGGGUAGUCUAAUCAAAGUUUUUGAGGCUAAUAGUGAUCUUUUUAAAGGUUUCUUUACAUCAUGUAGAAUUAUUUAUAGUGAUACCUCAAUCAGUAUUUUAGGCAAUUCAGUUGUUGUAUGCUGAGUAAGAAGCACUAAUUGGAACACUUAUAACCCUCAUGAGACUGCUGGGCAUUUAAACCUAAGUACUGAACAGAUUUAAGCCAGCUUAUUACUACAAAUCACACAAGCACACCUAGUCAAAAAAAGACAGCAGGCAUGCUUGCAUCUCUGUGUGUUUCUGUGUUUGAUACAGUGGAUAAAGACAGGAGUGGAGGCCUUUUUGCAGGCAAUUAAGUUGCUGUAUGCUAAGUAAAGAGGAAGAAACGGUUCUCUGGCAUUUAAAAGAGGGAGAGGAGAAGAAAAGAGGUCGUCGAGGGCAGGAUUCAAUGUCAGGCUUAUCGCGGCAAAAGGGAUCGAGGCGUGCGCACAGCAUGCACCACAGGAGACGACAGUCGAGAGAUAUCCUGUAGUCCUGUAGCACACUCCGCACGAUAGCAUCGACGCAAACCAGGCAUUUAAAUUUCUUUCAAAGUCACGAUGUUCAAAUUGGACCACUUGUACAGCAAAGAACGCUCUGCGCGCAAAAAAUUACCAAAUAAAAAAAAAUACGAAAACA
Messenger RNA from Puntigrus tetrazona (Sumatra barb), 2790 nucleotides. RefSeq names its product tetratricopeptide repeat domain 8 (gene ttc8). The transcript has 14 exons. Gene Ontology annotation, molecular function: protein binding. The record is from RefSeq and is a predicted model, not a curated record. Gene Ontology annotation, biological process: non-motile cilium assembly. Lineage: Eukaryota; Metazoa; Chordata; Actinopteri; Cypriniformes; Cyprinidae. Gene Ontology annotation, cellular component: non-motile cilium; BBSome; ciliary basal body. Bases 83 to 1606 code for a protein of 507 amino acids.